UUUUUUCUUUAUUAUUAUUAUUCACCUGUCAAAAUGCUCGCCCUUUUUAAACUUGUAAGUAACAACAAUGGUAUAGUUGCCCUUGAAAUUUGAAAUACCACAAACAAUUUCAAUCCCCUACAUCAAAACAAACACCAGUCGUCACAACCCAACCCCAGUUAUUACAGUACCUUUAUUUUCCUUUUUUCCGUAACUAGGUUUCACCAAGGUUGUUUUUUUUCCACUCUUUGCCCCCCACCCUCAACUGUUUCCCAGCUGUAACUUCGGUGAAACCGAUGCUGGAAGUCUAUACUUCCCCGGAAACCCCUCUUGAGAACCCGGAGGGAGGCGCCGCCGCGGUCUCCGAGGGGAUGAAAGCGGAGGACGGCGAAGGCGGUGACCGGAAUUCCGCCGCGAGUCGGUGGCCUAAAGAGGAGACAAUGGCCUUGCUCAAGAUAAGGUCUGACAUGGACGUUGCUUUCAGAGAUACAAACCCCAAAGCCCCUCUCUGGGACCAAGUCUCAAAGAAAUUAGCGGAGGCGGGUUAUAACAGGAGUGCGAAGAAGUGCAAGGAGAAAUUCGAGAACAUUUACAAGUACCAUAGGAGAACCAAGGAAGGUCGUUGUGGCAAAUCCAACGGUAGCAAGACUUAUAGAUUUUUCGAGCAAUUGGAAGCUUUAGAAGGACACCACUCACUUCUGACUCCCUCUGUAAGCGCUCCAGAAACAACAACGACGACGACGACGACCCACGUGCCCGACAACAACACCAACGUUGAUGUUAUUUUAGAUGCGGUUCCGUGUUCCGUGAGUGCAUACGUGGGGGAGCAUUCUAGUUCGACGACUUCGUGCUCGGGGAAGGGGUUUAGGAAGAGGAAGCUGACGCAGUUUCUGGAGGGGUUGAUGAGGGAAGUGAUAGAGAGGCAAGAGACGCUGCAGAGGAAUUUCAUGGAGGUGUUGGAGAGGUGCGAGAAGGAUCGAAUGGCGAGGGAGGAAGCGUGGAAGAAGGAGGAGCUGGCGCUGAUCAAGAAAGAGCGGGAGCUUCUGGCUCAGGAGCGGUCCAUCGCCGCGGCUAAAGAUGAAGUGGUCCUUGCUUUUCUAAGAAAGUUCACCCAAGCUGAAGGCAUGGUGCAGUUGCUGGAGAAAAUCCAGGGUGAAAACAACAGCCACAGGGACAUCCAGCAAAGUGGGAAUAUCAAUGUUACUGCUAAUGGAGGUGGUGAUAGUGAUGUGAGUGAUAUGGAUAAGCGAGAGUGUGGGAAUAAUAUGAGUGUUAGGAAUUUGGUGCAUAUGAGUAGUUCGCGGUGGCCGAAGGAUGAAGUGGAGGCUUUGAUAAGGUUGAGGAGUCAACUUGAUGUGCAGUCCCAAGGGAACAACAAUAGUAGCAGUAAUGGUGUGUCGAAGGGGCCACUUUGGGAGGACAUAUCUUCGGCCAUGAAGGGUCUCGGGUACGAUCGCAGUGCGAAGAGGUGCAAAGAGAAAUGGGAGAACAUAAACAAGUAUUUCAAGAGGAUGAAGGAGAAGAACAAGAGGAAGCCUCAGGAUUCGAAAACCUGUCCCUAUUAUCACCACCUGGAGGUUUUGUACAGCAAGAAGCCUAAGAGGGUUGAUGUGAAUGAUUUUGGGAAGGAGUUGAAGCCGGAGGAGCUGUUAAUGCAUAUCAUGGAGAGUCAAAGUCAAGAAGAGAGACAACCUGAGCAACAACAGGGACAGAGUGAGUCAUCGUCUGAAGAGGGGGAGAAAGAUCAAAAUGGGUUUCAGAAUGUGAUGGUUGAAAAUACUCCUUCCAUAGCAAUCAUGAUGAGUUAAAAGAUUAGUAAUGUCCAGAGAUUCUUUAUUGCUAAAAAUUGAACUUCUUCUCUGACAACCAACAUGGGUUCCUUUGACUUUCCAAUCAUUUAUGGAAUCUGGGUGGAAGUCAUGAAGGAGGAGGAGUAGGUUUAGUUUAGGUUGUGUUGUUGGUGGCCUCCGGUGGUAAUAGUAAAUAGGAAUGAAUCUGAAGGGUGUUGUUUUUGUAUGUAUUACACUGUCUCUUUUGUAAUUUUCAUCAUAUUUUUUGGGGGAAGGAACACGCGAACAGAGAAAAAGAAAAAGAAAAGAGAGGGAUUUGACUGUGUAAAAAAUAAAGUGACUGGGCGUGUUAUUUAAUAGUGAGUAAUUUUUUCCCUAGAAGUUUGCAAACCCAUGUGUGGUCAGGUGGGAGAGGGUUGGAUUUGUUUGGUAGUGACAAUAAAGAAUGGCACACUGUACUUUCCCAUCACACCCUAGUUAGAGCUGAACUGCAACCAUAAUGAAAGUGCAUUUUUGUUUUA
Vigna unguiculata (cowpea) is the source of this 2290-nucleotide messenger RNA. RefSeq names its product trihelix transcription factor GT-2-like. Lineage: Eukaryota; Viridiplantae; Streptophyta; Magnoliopsida; Fabales; Fabaceae. The record is from RefSeq and is a predicted model, not a curated record.